AUGACCAACACCGUCUUCCGCCGGCCAAUGAGGAACAAGGUCACCUGGAUACACCCUCGAUCGCUGCGCUGGCAGCCGCUGGACUGCGUUCUCGUGCGGGCUAGCGAUCGGCAGGGCGUGCUGAUGACCGAUGCGAUCUGCGACUCCGAUGGCUGGACGGACCACUGCUUCGUCAUCUCCAAGAUGAGGCUCCGUCUGCAAGCCCACGGGAGGCCACAAGUUAAGCGACCCCUGGGUAAGUUGAAUAUCGCCUUGUUGUUUAUGCCUACUCACCGUUUACACUUCAGAAACCAACUGACUUAGCGGCUAGGAGACCUGCCAGUCGCAGAUGAAAACGCCUUCGUGGAAACCCGAUGUUGCCGACUGCGGGGGACCGUCCAUUCGACCGUCCCGGGCGUCUUCCGUUGCCCUCGUUGCCAGCACCAGGACUAGUUCGACGAAAAUGACGCCGCCAUCAGUAAUCUGUUGGCCGAGAAGAACGGGUUGCAGAGAGCCAACCUCGACUACCUAACCGACGCGAAAAAACGGCCUUCUACCAAUGUCGCCGCCUUGCACAACAACGGUAGCAAAUACAGGACGCCUGGAUGGCUCGUAAGGCCGAUGAGAUCCCCGUGUAUGCCGACCGCAACGAAUCAAAGAACUUCUUCCCUGCGAUGAAGGCAAUCUACGACCCCCAGCCAAAAGAACUGUGCCGCGUCUCAGCUCCUAUGGAUUAACGCUUUUGACGAAGGGGCUCCAGGUCCUGAAGCGCUGGGCUGAGCACUUGGGAAGCUUCCUCAAUCGUCCCUCCACAAUCUCCGACGCCGCCAUCGAUCGGUUUCCCAAGGUGGAAAUCAAUGUCGACCUGGAUCUCCCACCCUCGCUAACAGAAACCAUUCGCGCCAUGCAACAACUAUUCAGCGGGAAGGCCCCAGGCUCCGAGGCGGUCACAGCUGAAACCUACGAGCACGGUGACCACCAAUCGAUAAACCAACUAACGUCGCUGUCUCAGGAGAUGUGA
Spirometra erinaceieuropaei is the source of this 1000-nucleotide messenger RNA. The record is from the annotation of a GenBank genome assembly. Lineage: Eukaryota; Metazoa; Platyhelminthes; Cestoda; Diphyllobothriidea; Diphyllobothriidae.